GCUGCCAGCAGCCCGCCGAUAAAACUCCGCGAGCGCGCUGCCGUUCCGGUCCACGGCGCCACCGUUUUCCUUCCUUCUCCGGUUUGCCAAGCUACGCCCCCGCCCGCGCCGGCGUCGUCUGUUCUGCGCACGCGCCCCUCGGAAAGAGAGAGAAAAAGGGAGAAUGGCUCCGUUCGCGCAUCCUCCCUCCACCUCCACGGAACCCUAGAGGACGAGCAGAUAAGCAGCUGGAGUCGAGCCCGCGAUCGUGGUUGUUCCUGGUCCAAUCGCAGCCAUGGAUUUCAUGAAGGUGCUCGAUCAGACCGUCCGGGAGAUAAAGAGGGAGGUGAAUCUCAAGGUCCUCAAGGUGCCGGAAAUUGAGCAAAAGGUUCUUGAUGCCACAAGCGAUGAACCAUGGGGGCCUCACGGGUCCGACUUGUUAGACAUUGCCCGGGCCACCAAAAGAUAUGAUGAAUGUGCAAUGAUCAUGAAUGCGUUGCGGCAACGGCUGGGGAACACUGGUGCAAAUUGGCGUCAUGUGUAUAAGGCAUUGGUUGUGAUUGAGUAUCUUCUUGCUAAUGGUACUGAACGUGCUGUCGAUGAAAUUACUGACAAUAGCUCAGAGAUUGCGAAACUUACGAGUUUCGAGUAUAUGGAGUCUAAUGGAAAAGAUGCUGGGCUCAAUGUGCGAAAGAAGGCUGAAACAGUUCUAUCAAUUGUGGAUGACAGGGAUAAACUUCAACAAGUCAGAGAGAAGGCUGCUGCUUCGAGGGAUAAGUACUUCGGUUUGUCAUCGACUGGGGUAACAUGCAAGUCAAGCGCAGCAUCAUUUGGCAGUGGCAGCUACUCAUCUGGUGGUUGCUAUGGGAGCGAACAUAGUUCAAAGGAAGCUGAUACAUCCAGGGAUAGCUGCAGAGGCAACAUCCGUAAUGAACCAAUUCCGGAUUUUAGAAGCACUAGACAAAUGUCGAUAGGACACACGAGCAGUACAACUGACUAUAACUCAAGAAAGGGACAAAGGCAUCGCAGGAGAAAUCAAGAUUCCUCAACAUCACACCUAAAAUCAUCAUCAAAUCUUAGCUCCACAUCUGGAGGCCCAAGUUCACAGAAAGUGAACAACGAAGAUGACGAUGACUUUAACCCACGAGGGCCUUACGCAUCUGGUCCGUAUUCCUACUUCAUCUCCAACAUUCUAUUGUGA
Molecule: messenger RNA, 1180 nt
Organism: Panicum virgatum (switchgrass)
Lineage: Eukaryota; Viridiplantae; Streptophyta; Magnoliopsida; Poales; Poaceae
Product: clathrin interactor EPSIN 1-like
Exons: 8
Coding region: 275-1180 (301 amino acids)
Biological process (GO): endocytosis
Cellular component (GO): clathrin vesicle coat; endosome; plasma membrane
Molecular function (GO): phospholipid binding; clathrin binding
Source: RefSeq, a predicted model, not a curated record